AUGGUGAACACCGACGGCACAAUCAACCUUGCCAUCUUUGACUACGCAGAGUUCACCGAAUUUGUCCUUUACAGGUUUACUACAAAAGACACACCGUACCUCUCCCUACGGGAUAUGCCUCUGAUGCUACUGCUUUUUUCAAGACUGUGUGCGAGCGAGGCCCAGGCCGGAUCGAUCAAGGCUGGUGGAAAGCAGCCCCUCCGUUACCACCAAUAUGUUGAACUCUGCAAGCAAAGUCUCAAGAAGUUUGACGACGGCUUCAUGCACCUCUUCCUAACGCUGACCUGGAACCUCAUGCGUCAAGUCAAAAACCGACCAGGGCGGGACAAAACGGCGUGA
Aphanomyces invadans is the source of this 339-nucleotide messenger RNA. RefSeq lists its product as hypothetical. The record is from RefSeq and is a predicted model, not a curated record. The transcript is spliced from 4 exons. Lineage: Eukaryota; Oomycota; Saprolegniomycetes; Saprolegniales; Verrucalvaceae. Bases 1 to 339 code for a protein of 112 amino acids.